GUCUGAAUGUGUGCAGGGAGAAGGGGGCUUUUAAUGCAAAACACAUGUGUUUUCAAUUGCUUGCUGGAGCCAGCCCAGUAGCUGUAACUUGGCCUGACAAAGCCUUAUUGAAGUACAGACAGUGUGGUUUCAAAGCAGUUAGAAAAAGAACGGGAAUGCUGUUCAGGAAAUUCUUCAGGCAUGGGCAGGGACUUGGCUGCAGUUCUGCUGUUGGAAAAUCUGACAGGGGCAGCUCAUGAGCACAGGCCAGGCCUCGUGCUGCUCUGAAGGCUGAGCUGCAUCGUCCCCAGGCUCCUGCACCCUCCGGGCGUUCAUCCAUCCCAAGGGAGAGAUGCCUCAGGAACAGUACCCGCACCGGAGCACCAUGCAGACCUCGGAAGGACCCCAGGUAUACAAAGUGGGGAUUUAUGGCUGGAGGAAGAGGUGCCUCUAUUUCUUUGUGCUGCUCCUAAUGAUUUUAAUCCUGGUGAACCUUGCUAUGACCAUCUGGAUUCUGAAGGUUAUGAACUUCACAAUUGAUGGAAUGGGGAACCUGAGGAUCACAGAAAAGGGUCUGAAGCUUGAAGGAGAUUCAGAAUUCUUGAAACCUCUCUACGCCAAAGAAAUCCGAUCAAGACCAGGCAACCCCCUGUACUUCCAGUCCGCCAGGAACGUGACCGUGAACAUCCUCAACGAGAACACAAAGGUCCUCACUCGCCUUGUAACAGGUCCCCAAGCAGUGGAAGCACACAGCCAAAAAUUUGAGGUGAAAACCCUCUCUGGAAAAUUGCUGUUUUCUGCAGAUGACAACGAAGUGGUGGUUGGAGCAGAGAGAUUGAGAGUUCUAGGAGCAGAAGGCACAGUGUUCCCUAAAUCUAUAGAAACUCCCAAUGUCAGGGCAGACCCCUUCAAGGAACUAAGGCUGGAGUCGCCCACGCGCGCGCUGGUGAUGGAGGCUCCCAAGGGCAUCGAGAUCAACGCCGAGGCCGGCAGCCUGAAGGCCACGUGCAGGACAGAGCUCAGGCUGGAAUCCAAAGAUGGAGAGAUAACGUUGAAUUCUGCAAAAAUCAAACUACCUAACUUGCCUCAAGGAUCUUCCUCUUCUGCAGGGUCCAGGCAAAAAAUCUACGAGCUCUGUGUGUGUCCCAAUGGGCGGCUGUUCCUGUCACAGGCAGGCAGCAGCUCCACCUGCCAGAUAAACACGAGCGUCUGCCUUUGAGGGACACUGUGCACAGGGGCAUCACAGGCAGCACAAAAGCCAGUUCUGGUCUCACAGAUGAUCCAGCUGCCAACUAUUUUUACUAGAACACAGAAAGCCUAUCAAAGACUUUUUUUGUGUGUGCGCGCGCGUGUGUGUGAAUAUAUAUAUAUAAAAAAAUAUAUAUAAGAUAUAUAUAUAUAUAUCCUCUGUGUAAAAUGAUGUUUCAGUACAAGGAAUCCCAGGGUGACCCUGUUACAUUUGUGUAGCAUUUCUCUUUCCCACACCAAAAUUUACUGGUACAAUCUUCUGAAUUGGAUCUGAUGCUCCCCUGGACCCUUCUGUAUUAAGACAGUGCAAUGAUCACCCCUCGUUUUUGAUCAUGUUCUCAGAGCAAUGGGAUUGCUGGCUGGGCAAGACCCUGGAACCAUUGCAGAGCCACCACCAUCCAAAGGGAAGAGAAGCAUCUCUGAUUAUUUUUGUGCCGUUAAAUCGGUGGCAUGAAAAAGGAAUAGUUUUAAAACCAACAAAACAGCCAGAUGUGAUGUUUUCAUCUACAGUGAUCCAAGAUACCUGAGGUUAAAUUACUCUUUAAUUAUCACCUGAAACAUUGGGAGAGAGGGAUGCUCUUGGCCAGCAGGAACGUCCAGACCUUCUUGCUGAAAUAAUAAAUAUGAUUUUCUGAAGGAGUUCAACACUGGCCAAGGAUGCCUUGUGCUAUUCAAGUGUGACACAUCAGGUCCAACAUUAACCUAAAAUCAUCUCUGUGCUGGCAAAACUGGUGUUGUACUUAGUUAUUGGAAGGAACAAAAUUGUGAAAGUUGGAAUAAGUAGAAAAAAAUUGAACCUCUUUUGCUAACAGGUGUCCUGGAUCACCCUACAAACUCCCCAUUGACACCUUCAAUUUUGAGCACAUUUGCUGUGAAGGUGUGAAGAUUUAAGAUUUGGACAUUGCCUAAAUACCUGUAGAAACAGAGAAAAUUAACUAGAAACUGAGAAAAUCAUAAAAUUAAGUGAAUAAUUUAGAUGCUACACCAGAAUUUUUGUCAUCUUUCUUUUCGAGAUCUACAGUCCAAGAUCACUUAGAUUUGGUGGAAACUGCAAUUAUCAGAGAUGCUGACCAUGAAAUACUUUUUUUAAGGAUUUAUAAAGAUUGUGACAAAGCCACAUUAUUGAAAGGAAGGGCUUUGGAUACUGGUUCCUCUAGAAUUUGAGUCCCCAAAACUCUGUGGUUGAAUCUUAUCAUGGUUGCUUUUUUUUUUUUUAUUUUAAAGUCUAGGCGUCACGGGCAGGAUAAAACACAAAAAUCUGAUCUGGUAACAGUACUUCCACUUUUAAAGGUUUGGAAAAUAAUGAUAAGAGCCCAGAUCAUUGAAAUCUGACCCAUAAUUUCAUCCACAUGUAUGUAAAAAAUCCUUUAAAAAAACCAAAUAUACCAAUUAAGGCAAAAGUUUCCAAGUGACAACAAAUCUCACAAGGACAGCAAGGUUUCUGAGCCACUGAGAUGCUUUUGAGAUAUUACCUCAUGUGCAAAUAAGACAGAUCUGUGCCCAUCCCUAGUGAUAUCUAACCAAAGCUAGUAUUCUUCAAGUGAUUUUCAAGAUAAAACAUAGCUGACAGAAAUCUUUAGAAAUAAUUUAGCCAAUUCCCUUUUCUUACAGCUUUUCAUGUAUUUUCUUGUGGUCUCGAGAGUACCAGGGUUUGAUUUUUUUAAUAAUUUUUUAUUUUUUAAUUAACAAUUCUGGCUUAAUCCAAAACUGAUUGGACUCAGAGAAGAUUUCUAUGGAGUUUAGAUGAGAUGUGUUGCUGCCCAACAAAGCAGCACUCCCAAAAACAUUUAUUCCUGAAAGAGGAUUGAAUUCUUUCCUUUGAUUUCAAUAAUGCUUUCUGAUAAAUUAACGUAUUCAAACUAUUUGUUAAUGAAUGAUUCCUGUAAUUAUUAUGUCUUGAGUCAACAUUAGAAUGCAAAGGGUCACCCAGGGUAACAAUUGUAUUGGGACACAGGAUGUACCAUCUCUGUUCAAAGAGGGGAAUUGUGCCUAUGCCUUAAGUCAAUGCACUCAGCAAGGAGAAGCACAUCAUAUUUAUCUUGUUAUUAAAUCUAGUUUAUUUGGGGGGAGGGACAGGAGGGUGUCUUGGGAACUGGUUGUGCAACUUAAAACAGAUACUGAUGAAAUACAUUAAGACUGUAGGGACACCUAGAAUGAUACAGACUUUUUUUUUUCUUACCAUGUUAAAUAUAGCAAAAUACUGUGUAUGUUACCUCUGGGGCCAUGGCUGAAAUCCCAUUCAUAGUCUUGCAUUUACUGUAGAUUUUUUUUUCCUUGUUUCAUUGAAUACUGAUCACAAACCUCAUAGCAAGCAUGGCCCAAUCCAUAACCAAAUCCUGUGUGAGCAGUUUGAAGACGUGUGCUGCAGGAAGAGUUCCUGUCAAUGAAUCAGAUUAACUCCCAGCCCUGGGAGUGCUCAGGGGGGUGAGGAAGGCAGGGCUGAGCCCACCAGGGAUGCUGCAUCCUGAUUUCUGUGCUCUGCUCCAGACACAGCAGUGGCUCAGUCCUCGUCCCUGUGCCACCCUCUGGCUGCUCCCAAUUUCCAUCCCAACAAAUUAAUUUUGAGUAGCUGCUUUUCCCAGCUGGGCUCUUGGAUGAGGUUAUCACCUUCUCAUGUCACAGCAGCCAUGAAACUGCUAAGGACAUUCAUAUCUUGGUGUGAAUUUCUGCUAGGGAGCUGUUAGGAAAUGACCUUAACAUCUGUGCCAUCACUGCAGACGCUUCUCUGAGGUGAACAAAAGGUAUCUUAAUUAUAUCUACUGAAAAAAAUUUUUGUUUCAAUAUAUUUU
Messenger RNA from Zonotrichia albicollis (white-throated sparrow), 4016 nucleotides. RefSeq names its product sarcoglycan delta (gene SGCD). Gene Ontology annotation, cellular component: sarcolemma; sarcoglycan complex. The record is from RefSeq and is a predicted model, not a curated record. Lineage: Eukaryota; Metazoa; Chordata; Aves; Passeriformes; Passerellidae. Gene Ontology annotation, biological process: heart contraction; cardiac muscle tissue development.